Molecule: messenger RNA, 574 nt
Organism: Protopolystoma xenopodis
Lineage: Eukaryota; Metazoa; Platyhelminthes; Monogenea; Polystomatidea; Polystomatidae
Source: the annotation of a GenBank genome assembly
GGCAUAGACUGACGCGUUCGUAUCUUCUAUUGCCUCGCAUCAGUGCCAAGUAGUGCUCCUCCAUUCUGGCUCCACAGGUGCUGGGCUCGAGUCCCGUCUCCUGCCUCUUGCCUGCGGCGCCCAAGUUGGCGUGGGGCAGGAGUGUCGCGAGCUUAAGACGACCAGAUCUGGUUGUCCGGUUUCUGCUUCGUGUUGCGUCUACUUACUGCCUUAUCUUUCGGUCGGUUGGCGAUCUGAUGUCGACGCCGUCGCCUCGAGCACGUUCGGAUGGGCAGGUGAGACUCGAAUAGGGGGACUUUCAGCUCCGACUACCAGAUUGUCCUUAUCCGACCGAUUGCCCCCCUCAUCCACUUCCUCCUUCUUUCCUUCUCCCCUUCUCCACUUCGGCCUCGCUUCGCCUCCCCUCCCAAAUUGGUUGACUUUUUUAUUCGGCCUCGCUGGUAGGUCGGUUGGACAAUUGAAAAGGCCGAAAAAACAACAACCGAGGCGUGAUUUACUUCAUCUUUGCCCGAGUCCCGACACCACGCCAGAGCCGAUGUCCACUUUGACACGUUUCGGCCAUUUCGGUAGAUAG